AUGAAGGUGGUUGAGACGUUUGUGCAACCUACGACGUCUCCAGAAGAAGAGCGAGGGUGUUUCCCAGACUUGAAGUCUGGGGGGUCGAUGGAAGUCGACCGGAUGGCGGUGCGAGCGAAGCUCGAAGAGAAGGUGCGCGACUGCGAACGCGUAGGAUGCGGCGAAGGCCUUGCGACACAGCUGUCGAAGUUGUUGGCCCUUUACGAAGACGUGUUUCGGCUUACACUGGGUCGAGAUCCUCCUGUCGACGUAGCGCCACUCACAGCGACGUUGAAACACGGCGCUGAACCCGUGCGACGCAAGGCGCGUCGUUAUUCCAAGGAACAACGCGACUUCAUGGCGACUCACGGCGCCGAUCAGGUGUCUGCGGGAUUAUGCUAUCGAAAUCCCCGCUCGAAAUGGUGCUCGGUACCCCUCAUCGUCAAGAAACCCGACGCGAACAAUUUUCGCAUGACGGUGGACGUCAGGCCAGUCAACGCUCAGACGGAGCGCAUCAUCUGGCCCAUGCCAAUGCUCAAGGUGAUCGUGGAUCACCUGGCCGGUGCCGAGGUGUUUUUCUCCCUUGAUUUCUUCAAGGGGUACUGGCAAUUUGCGCUGGACAAGGCGUCCCAGGAGAUAUUUUCCUUCCUCACGGACACGGGCAUCUACACGCCCACGCGUGUGUUGAUGGGCGGGACCGACAACGUCCAAGAAAUGUUCGCGACUGAACUCUACAAGUCGCUGUUGAUCUGGUUGGACGAUCUCCUUGGAUACGAGAAGACCAAAGAAGGGCUUCUAGCGGCGCUCGAACGCGUGCUAGAGAUAUGCCAUCAGCGCGGCCUCAAGCUGAACCCCAAGAAAUUCAAGCACGAUCCCGACCGCCUCAAGGCGCUGCAAGACCUGAAGAUGCCGGUGACCGGCCAAGAUCUGCAGCAAUUCAUUUGCGCCAUGAACUGGAUGCGAAUGUCGAUCCCACGAUACAACGUUAUCGUGCAGCCGAUGACCGACCUCAUGGAGUCGGUCUACAAGGCUGCUGGCGGACGGACCCUCCAGAAAGUGGCCAAAGUUGCUUUGGCCGACCAAGCCCUCAGUCUUGUGGUGACGUUAGCUCAUCCCAAGCAAGAUCGACUGAUCUGUGUGUUUGCCUGUUUGCCGACGCAAGUGACCACCAUUGGGGAGAAGCUCAAGACCAUGAGCCGUUCAUGUUCCUUGGUGGAACGUUUUCGGGAGCGGCGCAGCGAUGGGCAAUCGUGGAGAGAGGCGUUCUCCAUCGUGGACUGCUUGAAGCGGGCGGAUUACCUGCUCCACAAGCCUGGUGGAUUCGCGCUGUUCACCGAUCACGCCAACCUGAAGUUUAUCGUCAACCCAAGCUCGGUCAACGCCGCCAUCCCGAAGUACACGGCGGUGAAGUUGGACCGCUGGGCGUUGCUGCUGAUGGGGUACAACUACACGAUCUACGACAUCGCGGGCGAUGUCAACGUGUGGGCCGAUCUAUUGUCCCGCUGGGACACACACGCCAACUUGAUCUGUCCUAUCGUGUACGUACCCUUUAAGAUCUCGCCUUCGCGAGGUGGCGAUUUUGUUUGGCCAAGCAUGGCCGAAAUUGUGGAUGCUCAAGUUCAAGCAGUCGGGCAAUUCGACGCUCCAAAGGUCGAGUGGAACGAAGACCGUGUGGACGUCGACGGUAUGGAUGUGCCGGUGUUGAAGACGGCGCCGUCUGGAUUCCGUCUGCGGCGAGUGAUCUGCAGAUGCGACUAUGUGUGGUCGCACACUUUGGCGUUGGUGGUCAUCGUGGCGUCAAUGCCACGAAACAAGUCCUGUCUGAACGCCGUUGUUUGCAUUGUGCAAGCACUGGUGGUCACGUUCUUCGUCCUUUUUGGUGCGACGGCGCACGCGACGAAGCCAAACGAAAUCCUACACUGGGAUUUUCUGUUUAUGGACGGCGGCUACAUCCUAGUGGGAAAGGACGAUUUCAGCCAGUUCAAGUGGCUCUGGGCAACCGACGUUGCAAACGAGCAAGUUGUGGCGCGGUGCUUGCAACAGUGGUUCAGUGUGUUUGGCAUUUGCUACCACUGGGUCAGCGGCCAAGGGUCGCAUUUCAAGAACGAGGUGAUCGCUGAGCUCCAACAUGUUCUUGGAGCACAUCACCAUUUCACCACGACGAGAUGUCCGUGGGCAAAUGGCACAGUCGAAAGUGCCACGAAAACGACCCUGAAGACGUUCCGAGCGCUGCACUCGGAGUGGUUGAUGCAAUUGGAUCAAUGGCGACUGAUUGUGCCAGUCGUGAUGUUGAUCCUCAACCAAAGUCCCUCGGACACCCUCGGUGGUGUCGCGCCGAUUACGGCGAUGACCGACCUUUGGUCUGUGCGACGUGACGAAGUCAAGGCGAUGGCGAAGGCCUUGGACAGUAUGCACGAACAAGUCGCGUCAAAAUCGGCGAAGAAACGCGCUCAAAAUCGCGAUCGCCGUGCGACGAAGAAGGGGGUCACGAUGGCCCAAUUUGAUGUGGGCGAUUUUGUUCUCUACAUGGACGUCUGGUCCAUGACUCAUUCCAACCUCAGCGUCACGUGGCGUGGUCCUGCCCAAGUUGUCCGAGUUAUCUCGGAUUGGACCUACGAGAUCCAAAAUUUGAUCAGGGGAGUCGCUCGUGAAGCCCACAGCAGUCGGCUAAACUUCUAUGCCGACGAUUCACUCGACGUGAGCGAGGAGCUUCUGCGCCAUGUGGCGCGCAAUGCCGACGGACACGUCGUGGAAGAUUUCCUCGGCUGUCGAUACGAUCGUUUGGCGGCUUACGAAGUGCUGGUGAGCUGGCGCGGCCUCCAAGAUAUCGAAAACUCAUGGGAGCCCGCGAGCAACCUGCUCGAAGACCUGCCGCCCGCAUUCAAGAAGUAUGUGCGGGCGAACGCUGAAGAUGCCAUGGUGGUGGCGAUGGCGAAAGCGUUGGGGGUGGCGCAAUCGUUGGUGGGGAUUGUUGCGAAUUUGCCAUUCGCAGAACCCCGGAGCUUCCCCCAAGAGGCAGCCCAAGAGUUCAGUUCCCUUGGGUAG
Molecule: messenger RNA, 3024 nt
Organism: Aphanomyces invadans
Lineage: Eukaryota; Oomycota; Saprolegniomycetes; Saprolegniales; Verrucalvaceae
Exons: 7
Coding region: 1-3024 (1007 amino acids)
Biological process (GO): DNA integration
Molecular function (GO): nucleic acid binding
Source: RefSeq, a predicted model, not a curated record